Molecule: messenger RNA, 1368 nt
Organism: Dermacentor andersoni
Lineage: Eukaryota; Metazoa; Arthropoda; Arachnida; Ixodida; Ixodidae
Product: cholinesterase-like
Biological process (GO): acetylcholine catabolic process; choline metabolic process
Cellular component (GO): plasma membrane
Molecular function (GO): acetylcholinesterase activity
Source: RefSeq, a predicted model, not a curated record
AUGCGUUCAAGAAACACUGGCAAGCUCGAUGCACAGGGCUUGCUGAUCGACGCGACUGGGCCCAAGCCGGCGUGCGUGCAGAGUUCCCCCGACAAGUCGUUGUCGGCAGUCUCGGAGGACUGCCUGCACCUCAGCAUCUGGACGACGUCGCGCGAGUGCAAUUCUCGCGACUGCGCCAACAAGGCCGUGCUCGUGUUUCUCCAUGAUGGCUUCUUCCAGACGGGCGGCAACAGGCACCCUUUGUACGACGGAAAGUACUUGGCCGCGUACGGUGAUGUCGUCGUCGUGCUGCCCAACUACCGUCUCGGGGCGCUUGGAUUUCUGAACGACGGCACCGGCAAUGCUCCCGGAAACGUGGGCCUGUAUGAUCAGCUUUUGGCUCUCGAAUGGACGCGCCACAACAUCGGCAGCUUCGGCGGCAACGUCUCCAACCUCGUGCUGGUGGGCUACGGCGCGGGUGCAGCGGCUGCCGGGCACCUGCUCCUCAGCAGGGCGGCUGGCGUCGCCGAUGCGGCCGUGGUGCCCCACCGAGCGAUCCUGAUGAGCGGCAGCCCAUUCACCAGAUACCCAGACAACACGAAGUUUAAAGGUCGCCGCGUGGUCGACCAGGCGAAAAGGUUGCGAUGCAUGAAUGGCUCCAGACCAGACAUCAGGUGCCUGCGUGCGAUAGACAAGCGGCUCUUCGCAAAGACGGCCGCUCCACCUCUUUUUUUCCCAUCGUUCACUGGUGUCAUUCCGUCUCCACCACGACAAUGGAUACAGAAAAAGGAGCGCAUAACCGGCGUUGAAAUUCUGCUGGGACACAUGGACGACGAGGGUCCGCUCGCCACGCUGUUCGCUCGCCUGGUCGUCGUACAGCAAGAACGACUUUCUGAAACGAGGAGGGCCGCCAUUACAAUCCUCCAGGCAAUGAACAUAAGCGGCGACACCUUGAAGGCUGUUGUGCAUAAAUACGCGAAGGUUAACCACUUGGAAAUGACGGCCCUUACCAAGCUCCUGGCGGACCUACUGGUGAUAUGCCCCGUCCGUGAUAUGGGCCGGCUGCUUGCCUCGGCCGGCAGCAACCGUGUCUUUCGCUACCUCGUCUCUACAAACACAGAAGCCAAUGCCGUUGCGACCAAAGCAGGCGACAUGUUGCGACUCGUGUUCGGCGCACACUUUCUGAGACCUGUCGAAAUGGCCACUUGGCGCCACGCCAGCGAGGCCAUCAUCGGCUUUUGGACGCAUUUCGCCAGGACAGGGAGCGUCCCCAACUCGACCGAGCCGGGACAGGGUCAAUACAGGAUCACAAUUACUGCAGAACGGGAAACCAGCGUCCUUGACAUCCGGCGGGAGCAGUGCAAACUACUCAGCAGUCUCGGCAUCUGA